AUGAAGAAAGACGACAAGGCGAUAUACUUCCUCCAUCAAUGUGUAAAUUCGAAUGUCUUGGAAAAGAUAAUUAAAUAUGAGACGGCCAAAGAAGCUUGGGAUGUUCUUGCAACCACUUACGUCGGCGAUAGACAAACCAAGAAGGUGAAAUUGAUGGCUUUAAGGCGUCAAUUAGGUCAAUUGCAAAUGGAACCGAAUGAGACAAUAGCGCAAUUCGUGAACAGGUUAACUGUACUAACCAACCAGAUGAAGAGUUGUGGUGAAGCAGUUACUGAUUCAAUGAAGGUUGAAAAGGUUAUCAUGGGUUCUUUAGAAGCUCACGAAUUGAAAUUGAAGAAUAUAGAUGGUGUCAAGAAAGAUGAGAAAGAAACUAAGAAGGCAUUGUUUACACAAUCUCAGAAAAAAGGAAGUGGUAGUAAUGAAUCUUGGAAGAGGAAAGGUAAAGGAAAGUGGAAGAGUAACAAGAAUGAGGGUGCAAAUUCUAAGCAAGAAUCUCAGAAGAAAGGAGGUCAGAGUGAUGGCAAAGGAAAGAAGAAAUCCAAGGAACACAUUCAAUGUUAUAACUAUAAAAAAUGGGGUCACUUUACAGAUGAAUGUGUGAAUUCUAAGGUGCCUAGGAAGAGAAAUGAAGAGGCACAGUUAGCUCAUGACUCAGAUGAAGAAGUUGGUGCAUUAGUGGCAACAAUUGAUGAAGAGGUGAUGAUGUUGAUGACAGUUACUGAAGGUGGUGGAAUAGAAUGGUGGUACUUGGAUACAGGGUGA
This is a messenger RNA of Lathyrus oleraceus (garden pea), 762 nucleotides long. RefSeq lists its product as uncharacterized. Lineage: Eukaryota; Viridiplantae; Streptophyta; Magnoliopsida; Fabales; Fabaceae. The transcript has 2 exons. Bases 1 to 762 code for a protein of 253 amino acids. The record is from RefSeq and is a predicted model, not a curated record. Gene Ontology annotation, molecular function: nucleic acid binding; zinc ion binding.